Molecule: messenger RNA, 904 nt
Organism: Canis lupus familiaris (dog)
Lineage: Eukaryota; Metazoa; Chordata; Mammalia; Carnivora; Canidae
Gene: ARHGDIG
Product: Rho GDP dissociation inhibitor gamma
Exons: 6
Coding region: 25-816 (263 amino acids)
Biological process (GO): Rho protein signal transduction
Cellular component (GO): membrane; cytoplasm; cytosol
Molecular function (GO): Rho GDP-dissociation inhibitor activity; protein binding
Source: RefSeq, a predicted model, not a curated record
GCCUGGGAGGGCGGGCAGAGGGGAAUGCGGAAGAAGAGGGCCUCGGGCUGGGGUUCUCCGUCCUCCACGCAGACCCUCAUCUCGCUGUCCCAGCCUGAGGCCGGCGCAGCCCUGCUCCCUGCACUGGGGCCCCCAUCUGCCCACCCCAAGGUUUCCCUGGCGUUGAGGCCAGAGACCCCCUCAGGGCUCCACCCCCAGGAUUCUGCUUUGGUCCUCCUGACAGACAAGGAGGGGAGACAGCUGCCCCCGGACGAGGCCCUGGACGAGGCCGUGCCCGAGUACCGGGCCCCGGGGAGGAAGAGCCUGCAGGAGCUCCAGCAGCUGGACCCCGAGGACGAGAGCUUGGCCAAGUACAAGCAGACGCUGCUGGGGCCGCUGCCCCCCGUCGUGGACGAGAGCCUGCCCAACGUGCAGGUGACCCGGCUGACACUGAUGUCCGAGCAGGCUCCGGGGCCCAUCACCAUGGACCUCACAGGGGAGCUGGCUGCGCUCCAAGGCCAGGUGUUUGUCCUGAAAGAGGGAGUGGACUACAAAGUGAAGAUCACCUUCAAGGUCAACAGGGAGAUCGUCAGUGGCCUCAAGUGUGUGCACCACACCUACCGCCAGGGCCUGCGUGUGGACAAGGCCGUGUACAUGGUGGGCAGCUACGGCCCGCGCGCCCAGGAGUAUGAGUUUGUGACGCCGGUGGAGGAGGCACCCCGAGGAGCCCUGGUGCGGGGGGCCUACGUGGUCACGUCCUUCUUCACUGAUGACGACAGGACGGACCACCUGUCCUGGGAGUGGGGCCUCCACAUCUGCCAGGACUGGAAGAGCUGAAUGCCUCCACCCAGGGGGCCGUCCUCCCAUGGGGUCCUGGCUCCCCCUCACUCAGUGAUCCCCCCCCCCCGCCCCGUCCUGGGACGCC